Hordeum vulgare subsp. vulgare (domesticated barley) is the source of this 1931-nucleotide messenger RNA. Its product is annotated as chromophore lyase CRL, chloroplastic. Lineage: Eukaryota; Viridiplantae; Streptophyta; Magnoliopsida; Poales; Poaceae. Gene Ontology annotation, molecular function: lyase activity. Gene Ontology annotation, biological process: protein-phycocyanobilin linkage. The transcript is spliced from 6 exons. The record is from RefSeq and is a predicted model, not a curated record. Bases 146 to 910 code for a protein of 254 amino acids.
CGUAUUUUUUUGACUGGAAAUAAUGAACGCAGUAUCGUUGUCCACACAAAUACUUUCCCUUUCUCUUUCUUGAUGAAUCUUGAUUGAUCAUCUUCCGCCUCCGUACCUCGUGUCGGCCCUCGCGGAGUUCCGCGUGGAGCACCGCAUGGGCUCCGGCGAGGACACCCCAGGAGUAACCGGUGGAGGAGUCGGCGGGAUAGUCCGGGGUGCGGCGCUGAAGGCACUCGUCGUCUUCGGCGGCGUUAUUCUGAUCCGGCGGCUGCGCCGCUCCACCACCCGAUGGGACCACGCCCGGACCGUCGCCGACGCCCUCUCCGGUGAAAAGUUCUCGAGGGAGCAAGCGAGGCAGGAUCCUGGAAACUAUUUCAACCUUAGAAUGCUCACUUGCCCUGCAACUGAGAUGGUGGAUGGUUCUGGAGUGCUCUACUUUGAGCAAGCAUUUUGGAGAGCUCCAGAAAAACCUUUCCGACAAAGAUUCUACAUGGUAAAGCCAUGUCCAAAGGAGAUGAAAUGUGACGUUGAGGAUUACCACGGCCGCCGGGUGGUUGCUCACAACGCGCUGUUGAGUCUGCACAGGGAGGCGGAGGACCAGUUGGUCGAUCUUCGGGACCGUCUGGCCCGAGCCGGUCAGGAGCGGGAUGCCCUUCAAGAGGAGGGUAGCCGGCUUCGGCAGGAGGUGGAGCUUCUCCAAGCGGAGAAGAGGGACUGCAAGGCGGCCCAUCACGCGGAGUUGGAGCGGCGGGACGCUGUCCAUCGCGAUGCCAUGUCAGAGAAGGUAGCGGCCCACAACGCGGAUCUGAAGCGGCUGGUCGGGGUCCAUAACGGGGAGCUAGAGCAUCGGGACGCGUCCCACGCUGCGACCUUGAAGGACAAGGACGCCCGACUGGCAGAGGAGGUCGAGGCGGCGUGAGCUGAGCUCGCCAGCCAGGUCCAGACGUAUGCAACCCGGGAUCGUGAGCUGAAGGAGGAGGCUAGCGAAGUCCACAUUCACCUCGACAGUGGGUCUUCCUUGGCUUGUUUUGCUUUUCCGGUGUCGAUUCGAACUGUUCUUCCUUCUUCUUACGUCGCACGCCUGGUUUUGCUCCCCAGAUCUCUUCUCGGGAACGCGGGAGGCGACGGAUGCGGCCAUCGAGGCCCACCGCGAGGAGCGGCGGGCCGCGGGCGUCCAGGUUGAGGCGGAUGCCAGUUGGACCGUGGACGAGGUGGGGAUCGCCGCCAAGGCUCGCCUGCGGGAGCUGGCACGAUCCGUGGCCUGUCUCCAGGAGGCCGUGCUGGCCGUGGUUCACGCCCUUUGGCCGGAUGCGGUGGAGCCGACUUCCAUGAGCCGGCUAUCGCGGUGGCUCGAGGCGAGGAGCGCUCGGGUGAGCGCCUAGCGCGCGUCGGCGGCGCAAGCCGGAGCGUACAUGGCGCUUCGGGUUGCCAAGUCGUGGUACGUGGACCUCGAGUUGGGCCUUCUCGUGGCGCAGUGUGCCGGACAUGAGGCGGAGCUGGCCGCAGUUGAGGAUGAGCUGCUCGUGCGGGCCAGCGAUCUUGCAUCGUUUGCCCCGUGGGACGAAUACGCCUUUGAGCGGAGGGCCGACGGCAGCCUGGUUCUGGAGGGCCGAUGGCAGCGCCGGCAAGACGGAUCUUGAAGAUGCCGACUCCAGCGGUGAAGCUUAUGCUGACACGGCCGCGAAGGCUGAUGCGGGAGGUGCCCGAUCGGAUGACGGAGCGUCCACCUCCACUGCCAUGGGUGAUGCCGGUGCCAAGGGUGGAGCCGCCACCAGCUAGAACUUUUCCUUUUUCCUGCAUUUGUAGUUAAUUCGCAGUUCCACCCACUGGGGAUGUGGUGUAAUGAACCUUGGCUGUGGGCCUUUGGUACUUCUGUGUAAUAUAUGCAUGUUUCUAAUGCUUGCUCGAAAGAAAUAAUGCUUGCCGACUCGUUUUCGAUC